This is a messenger RNA of Fraxinus pennsylvanica, 1275 nucleotides long. The record is from the annotation of a GenBank genome assembly. Lineage: Eukaryota; Viridiplantae; Streptophyta; Magnoliopsida; Lamiales; Oleaceae.
AUGGAGGAAUACGGAUCGAAAAUGCAGUAUCCAAAGCUGUGCAAGGGAGUUCUAGAGAAUGAACCAGGGUGGAAAACGGAUGCAAUUGCAAUGCAGGGAUUGGGAUUAGUGAAUCCCGAAAAUGUGCAAAAAUUUUACAAUAAAUUGCAUAGUUAUUUAGCCUCUACAGGGGUUGAUGGAGUAAAAGUGGAUGCACAAUGCAUACUAGAAACACUUGGGGCAGGACUUGGGGGUAGAGUUGAAUUAACAACGCAAUAUCAUCAGGCACUUGAUACUUCUGUUGCUAGGAAUUUUCCUGAUAAUGGCUGCAUUUCUUGCAUGAGUCACAAUCCUGAAUCCCUCUAUUGCUCAAAACAAACGGUUAUUGUGAGAGCAUCAGAUGAUUUCUACCCGCGCGAUCCUGUUUCUCAUACAAUUCACAUUGCUGCAGUUGCAUACAACAGCGUGUUCCUUGGAGACAUAAUGCUAACUGAUUGGGACAUGUUCCAUUCACUCCAUCCGACAGCUGAGUACCAUGGAUCUGCAAGGGCUAUAAGCGGUGGACCUGUCUAUGUUAGUGAUGCACCUAGGCAACACAAUUUUGAUCUUCUGAAGAAGCUUGUUCUACCAGAUGGUUCAAUUCUUCGAGCUCGGUUGUCUGGUCGACCUACCAAGGAUCGCAUGUUCUCUGAUCCUUCUAGCGACGGUGUUACCCUAUUGAAGAUAUGGAACAUCAACAAGCAUACUGGAGCACUUGGAGUAUACAACUGUCAAGGCAAUAUUAGAGGUAGUGAUGUAUAUCUGAUUUCUGAAGUUGUCCUGGACUCCAACUGGAAUGGUAUUGUCGCUAUGUACUCCUACCAGAGUCGUAACCUUGUCACUCUGCAAUACCAUGUUGCCAUACCGGUGUCACUCAAGGUCCUCAAACACGAGAUCUUCACUAUUAGUCCGAUUAAAGUAUUGGCGCCCGGUUUCAGCUUUGCACCCUUGGGCCUCAUUGACAUGUUCAAUGCUGGUGGCGCAAUAGAAGAGCUCAAAUAUGAAGUCAAGGCUGGGACUCGAGUUUCUGAAGCCGGAGAGGAGAACUUAAGCACAUGGGUGGUGGCCAUCAUCUCCAUGCAUGUAAAAGGCUGUGGGCGUUUUGGAGCUUAUUCUUCAACUAAGCCUAGAAAGUGCACUAUGGGAUUAUCACCUGUCGAGUUUGAAUACGAUUCAGUGUGUGGGUUGUUGACCUUAAAUUUGCAUGAAAUGCCUUCUGAGGAUCAGAAAGUUCACAUUGUUGAGAUUGAGCUAUAA